AUCGCUUUUCCCUUAUCACCUCCGCCCCAAAUUGCUGAUCGCAUCGUGCUCCGCUACGCGUUGGCGCUCCUCUUUAUUUUGUCGCGACCUGCACACACCCCGCCAUCACAUAGCGUGCUCAUACCCUCACGAUGAGUAUCGGUAUUUCAGAUGACAGCCAUGAGCUCAGCGACAUGAGCCAGGGCAAGGCCCGGGAGGCAAAUGUCGAGAUUGUCGCCGAAUCGAUUGAUCGCGACGGCUUGGAUCGCGAUCAAUUGGCGAAGCUGGGCAAGAAGUCUGUGCUAAAGCGAAACUUCCGCUUCCUGACCAUUCUGGGCUUCAGCUGUGCUAUCCUCGUCACAUGGGAGGGCACGCUGAUGAACUUUGCCCCCGGCCUGGCAAAUGGUGGCCCUGCCGGUCUCGUCUAUGGCUUCAUCUUCGUCUGGAUCGGCAACAUCAGCGUCUUCUCUUGCCUCUGCGAGCUCGUGUCCAUCGCUCCCACGUCUGGCGGCCAGUAUCACUGGGUGGCCAUGCUGGCUCCUCGGUGGUGCUCCAAGUUCUUGAGUUACAUUACCGGCUGGUUGACUCUGGCCGGGUGGCAAGGAACGGCUGCUGCUGCUGGCUUCCUGACUGGCACCAUGAUCCAGGGUCUUGUUACCUUCAUGAUACCCUCCUACGACGCCAAGACGUGGCAGGGAACGCUGAUGCUCUGGAUGUGUAUCUUGGUUGCCGUGUUUAUCAACACCAUCGUCAGCUCCAUGCUUCCCAAGAUUGAGGGAAUGAUUUUGAUUCUCCACAUUAUCGGCUUCUUCGCUGUCCUGAUUACGCUGGUCACUUUCGGCGCAAACGCUGACGCCUCCGAGGUUUUCCUCGAGUUCCGUAAUCAGGGCAUGUGGCCUACUCAGGGACUUUCUUUUUUCGUGGGCCUGUUGGGCUGCGUAUUUUCCUUUGCCGGUGUCGACUGCUCUUUUCAUAUGUGUGAGGAAGUCCAGAAUCCUUCUGUCGCAGUCCCUCGUUCCAUUAUGGCCAGCAUCAUGCUCAACGGCGCCAUGGGUUUUGCUAUUCUCAUUGCUAUGCUCUACAGCGCUACCAAUAUCGACGAGGCUAUCAACACCCCAACUGGCUACCCUUAUAUCGAGAUCUUCUACCAGGCUACCGGAUCAAAGGGCGGAACAGCCGCCAUGACCUCUCUGAUUAUUGUCAUGACUCUGUCUGCUAUUGUCGGCGUCAUUGCCGCUACCUCCCGCAUGUUCUGGGCUUUUGCUAGAGAUCGGGGUCUGCCGUUUUGGCCUACUCUGUCCAAGGUUGAUCCUCGGACCAACGUCCCUGUCUGGGCCAUCGCCGUCACAAGCCUUGUCGCAUGCCUCAUUGGUCUUAUCAACAUUGGCUCUGCCGUCGUCUACAACGCCAUCAUUUCUGUCGCCGUCUCCGGUCUGUACUCAUCCUACCUGAUGGCCGCAUCUCUGCUUCUCUAUCGUCGUUGCGGCAACGGGUACAAGUUGCCUGAUCCCAGUGCCCUUCCUGCUCUGGCCGACACCACUGCUGGUGACGGUCAGACUCUCGCCUGGGGGCCAUGGCACGUCCCUGGCGUCUUUGGCACCAUCAACAACGUCAUCGCCAUCAUGUUUAUGCUCGUUGUCUGGUUCUUCAGCUUCUGGCCCCCGGCCACCCCCGCCACUCCGGCCACCAUGAACUAUGCCUCGCUGAUGACUGGUGGUGUUGCACUUCUCAGUAUUGUUUACUACCUCCUCUGGGCGAAGAAGGAGUACAAGGGGCCCCAUAUGGAGAUUGUGGCCAACUAACUUCCAAGAGUUAGGAAGGAGAUUGCGACUGGAAUAAACGUACUUAAUUAAACGGCUUACAUAGAAUGUAACAUAGCCGAGUGAGCUACCUAAUCACAAUUCCGCCGGUGUACCUCUUGUUUGAAGAUGACCCUGCCUACUAAACUCUGAUAGAUUAAUGGCCUGAUCUUGGGUAGUUAGAGGGGUUUUCUGCCAGGGGGCCCAGCCGGAUCCGGGCCAAGAUGAUCAUCAACAUCAUCUUCAUCGUCUUGAAUACUCUUGCCUGAUCAAAUUUACCGCAUCGGAUCCAUCACCUCUCUUUUCAUAAAAUUGCAUUAAUGUUGUUCAUUAGCUAGCCGCUAGCUGACUCAGCGGCAAUUGGCUGACCAAGCAACUAAAUCAUGAAACUGAGGAGUUGCCAAGUUGC
This is a messenger RNA of Ilyonectria robusta, 2187 nucleotides long. Its product is annotated as amino acid/polyamine transporter I. Gene Ontology annotation, molecular function: transmembrane transporter activity. Gene Ontology annotation, biological process: transmembrane transport. Gene Ontology annotation, cellular component: membrane. Lineage: Eukaryota; Fungi; Ascomycota; Sordariomycetes; Hypocreales; Nectriaceae. The transcript is spliced from 5 exons. The record is from RefSeq and is a predicted model, not a curated record. Bases 132 to 1781 code for a protein of 549 amino acids.